CAUCGUCUCCUCUCUGAGUACUCUAAUUUCUUUUCUCCGGCUGCUUCAACAAGCUUCACACAGAAUUUCUCAUCCAGAAAAGAGAAGAAAAUGGCAAAAUCACUAGAGCAGGAGCACCCCACCAAGGCCUUUGGAUGGGCAGCCUCUGACCCAUCUGGCGUCCUCUCCCCCUUAAAAUUCUCCAGAAGGGCAACCGGGGAAAAGGACGUAAGGUUCAAGGUGCUCUACUGUGGAAUAUGUCACUCCGAUCUACACAUGCUCAAGAAUGAAUGGGGCUUUUCCACCUACCCUCUUGUUCCUGGGCAUGAGAUUGUAGGCAUCGUGACAGAGGUUGGAAGCAAGGUGGAAAAGUUUAAAGUAGGAGAUAAAGUUGGUGUUGGGUGUAUGGUUGGAGCUUGCCACUCUUGUGAUAAUUGUGCUAAUGAUCUAGAGAAUUACUGCCCCAAAAAUAUAUUAACCUAUGGUGCCACUUACUAUGAUGGAACCACCACAUAUGGAGGCUACUCGGAUGUCAUGGUUGCUGAGGAGCGCUAUGUGGUUCGAUUCCCGGACAACCUCCCUCUUGAUGCCGGUGCUCCUCUCCUAUGUGCUGGGAUCACAGUGUACAGCCCCUUGCAACAUUUUGGAUUCACCAAACCUGGAAUGCACAUAGGUGUGGUUGGCCUAGGUGGGCUGGGACAUGUAGCAGUGAAGUUUGCUAAGGCUUUUGGGGUUAAGGUGACAGUGAUCAGUACUUCCCCUAGCAAGAAGAAGGAAGCCACAGAACACCUUGGUGCUGACUCCUUUCUAGUCAGCCGCGACCCGGAUCAGAUGCAGGCUGCCAUGGGCACAAUGGAUGGCAUCAUUGAUACAGUCUCUGCAGUUCACCCUCUUCUUCCUUUGAUUGGUUUGCUGAAAUCUCAUGGGAAGCUAGUUAUGGUUGGUGCACCAAAUAGACCACUUGAGCUGCCAAUCUUUCCUCUGCUUAUGGGGAGAAAGAUAGUGGCUGGAAGCAAUAUUGGAGGGAUGAAGGAGACACAGGAAAUGAUUGAUUUUGCGGGGAAACACAACAUAACUGCAGAUGUUGAGGUUGUUCCAAUGGACUAUGUAAACACUGCACUGGAGCGACUGGAGAAAGCCGAUGUCAGGUACCGCUUCGUGAUCGACAUUGGCAACACGCUGAAAGCUGCCUAGGACAAGGUAGCUAGCGUAAUAAUUUAGUCUCAUGAGCAAUUGACUUGCGGCCGGAUGAAGGUUGAAAUUGAGUGGUUUCAGUUCGCUUAAUUCAAUUGUGUACUUUUCUGUAUGGUAUUGUACCCUAUCUAUAUAUUAUUAAAGAUAUAUAGAUUUUGAAAGUGAAA
This is a messenger RNA of Vitis riparia (riverbank grape), 1340 nucleotides long. Its product is annotated as probable mannitol dehydrogenase. The transcript is spliced from 5 exons. The record is from RefSeq and is a predicted model, not a curated record. Lineage: Eukaryota; Viridiplantae; Streptophyta; Magnoliopsida; Vitales; Vitaceae. Gene Ontology annotation, molecular function: cinnamyl-alcohol dehydrogenase activity; zinc ion binding. Gene Ontology annotation, biological process: lignin biosynthetic process. Bases 91 to 1173 code for a protein of 360 amino acids.